Molecule: messenger RNA, 1538 nt
Organism: Anopheles funestus (African malaria mosquito)
Lineage: Eukaryota; Metazoa; Arthropoda; Insecta; Diptera; Culicidae
Gene: Alg1
Product: chitobiosyldiphosphodolichol beta-mannosyltransferase
Exons: 3
Coding region: 92-1414 (440 amino acids)
Cellular component (GO): endoplasmic reticulum
Molecular function (GO): mannosyltransferase activity
Source: RefSeq, a predicted model, not a curated record
CUUUGACAACCAAAACAUACAACAGCUUAUUGCGCCACGUUCAAGUUAGAAAUGUUUUGAUCAAUUUGGAAGUGCAUUGAUAAGCGACAUCAUGAACGAAAAGAAUAAGGUGCAAAAUGCGUGUGUUAUCGUGCUGGGAGACAUUGGUCGAAGUCCCCGCAUGCAGUACCAUGUGAAGAGUCUCUCGGAAAACGAUUUCUCGGUAGACUUCAUUGGUUAUGUGCAUUCGUCGCCGUUGGAAGAAAUAAGAACUAGUCCGAAUGUGCGAAUACAUGAACUGAACCCUUUCCCAGAGCUUGAAUUGCCGAACAUUUUAAAGUACCUUUUUAAGACAGUAUGGCAAGCGCUAGGCUUACUGAUUACCCUGAUCAGCAUUCCGAGACCGAAGUUUAUUCUUUGCCAAAAUCCUCCGGCCAUUCCUGCCGUUAUUGUAGCAUACUUGUACUGCUUGUUUGCUCGGUCGAAGCUUAUAAUUGAUUGGCACAACUACACGUACUCCAUUCUGGCACUCGAGUCUCCAGAUUCACCGAUCGUACGCAUUGCAAAGAAACUGGAAGCAUUCUUUGGAACAAGGGCAGCCGACAGUUUCUGCGUAACGAAAGCAAUGAAAGAUGAUCUCUAUACACAAUGGAAUGUUAGAGCAACUGUCUUGUAUGAUCGUCCACCGCAGCAAUUUCAAAGUAUCUCCCUUCAGGAUAAACAUAACAUUUUUCUACGCCUUGGAGAAAAUAUUAGCGCUUUUCGCUCGGAACAUGAUGCAGAGGAUGAAGACAUUGUAGAAUGUACAGCGUUUACCACAAGGCACCGUAACGGAGAGGUCAAAUUUCGUGACUCAAGACCGGGCUUAUUAGUGUCCAGUACUAGCUGGACGCCAGACGAAGAUUUUAGCAUUCUUAUCAGCGCCCUGGAUCAAUACGAGCGUGAUGCUCUUGAUCAACCUUCGCAUUAUCCAGACAUUGUGUGCAUAAUUACAGGUAAAGGGCCACUGAAAGAACAGUACAGCAAAAUUGUGCAGUCAAAGUCGUGGAAAAGGGUAAAGUUGGAAAUGCCAUGGUUAGAGAAUGAAGAUUACCCCAAACUGUUGGCCAGUAGCGAUUUGGGCGUUUGCUUACACUACAGCUCAAGCGGACUUGAUUUACCCAUGAAGGUUGUGGACAUGUUUGGUUCUGGCUUGCCGGUUUGUGCCGUACAUUUCGAUUGCAUCGAUGAACUAGUAAAGCAUGGCGAAAAUGGGUUCGUUUUUCAACACCACCAGGAACUGGCAGAGCAAAUAGGUCAUUGGUUUUAUGACUUUCCCAGUAACAUUGCCUUAGCAAACAUGAAGCAGGAUAUACAGAAACAUUUGAAACAGUUUCAGGGGCUCAGGUGGGCUGAAAACUGGAAAAAUGUCGCAUUGCCAGUGUUCAAGAACUAGGAGUUAAGAAAUAUAUGCUUGUUGCUUAUUGUGGAAUUAUAGAUAUAAGUAGCUAGAAACAUUUUUGUAACAGUGAAGAAAGAACUGAAUAAAUUGCUGAAUUUACAAAAUGCACAAUUAAUAA